Selaginella moellendorffii is the source of this 1878-nucleotide messenger RNA. Its product is annotated as pentatricopeptide repeat-containing protein At1g09410, mitochondrial. NCBI's taxonomy places the organism in Eukaryota, Viridiplantae, Streptophyta, Lycopodiopsida, Selaginellales, Selaginellaceae. Gene Ontology annotation, biological process: RNA modification. The record is from RefSeq and is a predicted model, not a curated record. Gene Ontology annotation, molecular function: protein binding; RNA binding. The transcript has a single exon. Bases 1 to 1878 code for a protein of 625 amino acids.
AUGAGAGGGCGCAUUGAAAGUCUUGUCCGUUUCAUUCGAAGCUGUGGAGAAUCCAGAGAUUUACUCGCUGCCAAGAACCUCCAUGCCCGCAUUGCCAACACCCCAGAUCUGCACGAGAACGAUCGAAGGUACCUCUCCAAUCUCCUUGUCCAGAUGUAUGGCAAGUGUGGCGAUGUCGACCAAGCACGCCGUGUGUUUGAGACGAUCCAGCCCAAGAACACAUUCUCGUGGAGCAUCAUGAUGGGCGCCUUCACUCUAAACGGGCACGUCCACGACGCCAAAGCCGUGUUUGAUGCAAUGCCAUCGCGGGAUGUUGUGGCUUGGAACGCGCUGGUGGGAUUGUUUGCACGGGCGGGGAUGCUGGAAUCGGCGAAGAUGGUCUUCGACAAGAGCCCGGGGUGGGAUCCGGCGUCCUGGACGAGCUUGGUGAUGGAACUUGCCCAAAAGGGGCAUCUUGACGAAGCAAAGUCCCUCUUUGAUCGAUGCCUCCUCAAAGAUGUGAUCCUCAACACCGCGAUGCUCACUGCGUUUCUCCAGCACAGGCGAAUAGAUGGCGCCAAGGCUGUGUUUGAUUUGAUGCCGCAAAGAAACGUAGUCUCGUGGAACGCUCUCGUUUCUGGAUUUGCCAAAGCCGGGAAUCUCAAGCAACUGCGAGAGCUCUUUGAUAGAAUGCCGCACUGGGACUCUGUGGCCUGUACGGCAGUGAUCGCAGCCCUUGGUGACGCGGGGAGGAUUGAGGAGGCCGAGCUUGUGUACGGCCUCAUGGCCGAGCAGAGCGACGUGUCGUGCACCGCCAUGUUCCUGGCAUAUGCCGAGAACGGGCAUCUGGAGGAUGCCGAGCGCAUAUUCUCGGGGCUGAAGCACAGCAAGGACGUUGUGGUGUGGACCGCAAUGCUGGUGGUGUACGGCCAAAAGGGUUUUGUGGAGUCAUCAGAAAGAAUCUUUAGAUGCAUGCCAAUGAGGAAUCUUGUGACGUGGAACGCGAUGGUUCAGGCGUAUGCCGAGAAUGGGAAUCUGGAUCUGGCGCACGCUGCGUUCCACAGGAUGCCUGCCACUGACGUGGUGUCAUGGAACGCGUUGAGCACGGCAUUGGCGAUGAACGGCGAGAUCGACGCCGCGUGGCACGUUUUCGACUCGGUGAGGCCUGAGAAAAACCUCCAGUCGUGGAAUGGGGUCAUGGUGGUGGCUGCCCAGUCGGGGCAGGCCAAGCGGCUCUUCGACACGUGUCCAAAGUGGGACGUUGUCUCGUGGACGGCCCUGAUCGCCUCGUACGGGCAGCACGGAUCCCUAGCCGAGGCCGAGUCGGUGUUCGAAUCCGCGUGUGCCCAUCUCGACCCCGCUUGCUGGAACGCUAUGAUUGUAAUUUUUGUCCAAAAUGGCCACCUGGCCAAAGCCAGGGGCUUGUUUGAGAGAAUGGCCACCCGGGAUUCUAUAACCUGGAACGCCAUGGUGUCGGCUCACGCACAGAAUGGCCACCUUGACGUGGCAGUGGAAUUCCUGCACGGAAUGUGCCUUGAGGGGAGGAAGCUCAAUCCGGAAUCUUUUAGAUGCAUUCUCGUUGCGUGUAGCUACGGUGGUAACGUGGGUGAAGCAUGGAAGUACUUUGUGUCACUGAGGGGUGACCAUGCCAUAAACCCGUCCAAGGACCAUUACUGUUGCAUGGUUGAUACUUUGGGACGAGCUGGGAGGCUGUGUGAGGCGCAAGAGCUUAUUUGUGCCAUGCCUUACAUUGCUGAUGUGGAGUGGGCAUCUUUGCUUGCCUCUUGUGCUACUUACAAGGAUGACUAUCGAGCCAAACAAGCAGCCAACGUUCUUUUCAAGCUCCAGCCAGAAAUCUCGGCGCCUUAUGUCACAUUAUCAAAUGUUUAUUGUGGGUGA